Spathaspora passalidarum NRRL Y-27907 is the source of this 3386-nucleotide messenger RNA. RefSeq lists its product as uncharacterized. The transcript is spliced from 2 exons. Lineage: Eukaryota; Fungi; Ascomycota; Pichiomycetes; Serinales; Debaryomycetaceae. The record is from RefSeq and is a predicted model, not a curated record. Bases 42 to 1331 code for a protein of 429 amino acids. Gene Ontology annotation, cellular component: fungal-type vacuole; plasma membrane.
AAGUACUUCCACCAUAUUCAUAUCUAUUAAGCAUCUACUGAAUGGGGUUUGGAGCAGAAAACAUUACAUCAUGGUAUCCCAAAACUCUACCAACUUCCACCACUAUCUCUACAAUUGAUCCAACAAAUUCUGCCGGUCUAUAUGAGACAUUGUUGGAGAUAAGCAUCAGGGCACAAACUGAAACAAAUGUAGUUAAGUUAUACUACCUUUCUAGACAAUUUCGUGGAGCAGCUGCUUCAUUGACCAUUAUCAGCCAACAACAAUACCUUGCUACUGCUACUGCAACCCAGUAUUUUCCACAAAUCACUGAGGAGAUGUUCAAUGCCACCUUAAAUUUAAAAUCAUUACAUUGGGAAUCAAACAUAUAUGCCACCGUUCUAUCAUUGCCUGGAAAUGGCAUUUUUGCAAUCUUAUUCUUGGCUUUAAUGAUAUUUUUCAGUAUUAUAUUCUGUAAAUCCAGGCUACGAUACUUUGGAAUGUGCAUGUCAUGUGCUUCAGCAUUAGAAUUCAUUGGGUAUCUUGCUAGAUUUAUUGCCCAUUUUAACUGGUCAAAUAAGGAUUUGUUUCUUUGUCAAAUAAUUACCCUUACUGUUGCCCCGACAUUUACUAUGGCUGGUAUAUAUUUCCUACUAGCUCAAUUUAUUGUAUUACAUGGACGAAAAUAUUCUGUUCUUAGACCGUUGUGGUUUUCAUUCGUAUUCCUAAUAGGUGAUUUAGUUAGUUUAUUGGUUCAAGGUGGUGGUGGAAUAUAUGCAGCCGUGGCUAUACUGCAAUUGCAAAAUACGAGGCCAGGAACAUGGAUAAUGGUAGGUGGAUUAGGAUUUCAAGUAGGCUGUAUGACUUUAUUCUUGGUCUUGUACAUUGACUUCAUAAAUCGGUUAUACUUCCGAGCGAACCCAACAAUCAAAUUCUCGAUCAGGAGGACGUUUCAACUACUAUUCAACACAUUAGAAGGUCGGCUACUUAGACAGGAGUUGGAACCAUACUAUGAGCCUUCCCUUGCUUUCAUUAGAAAGAGACUGUUUUUCUAUUACUUACCGUUGGUUAUUUUAAUUUCGCUGAUUUUUAUUUAUAUACGUUGCAUUUACAGAAUGAUUGAAUUGUCACAAGGAUGGAGAGGUUAUUUGAUCACACAUGAAGGAUUUGUAUUGACUUUAGAUGCGAUGAUGGUAUUUCUUGCUUGUUCACUUUAUGUUCCGUUCCAUCCCAGGCACAUUUUUGGCAAGGAUAUAUCAAUCCUGAACUCGUUAGAAAUACCCAUGAAGAAAAAGAGAUUAAAGAAAAUGAAAACAGAAGUUCAACUUUGGUCGCUGAUGCAAGCAGGUCAUUAAGUGAUGAGUCAACAUUUAACUUUGAAUUUACACAUGAUUGGCACACUGCCAAGAACAAUGGUAACUACUAAUAAAUCAAGUGUAUUUAAAACAAUUAUACAGUAAAGUACUCACUCCAUACUAGAUUUUGCAAAAUAUUAACCAGAAGAAGUAAAUUUGAAUGUGACUUUGAGUCAAUGUUUAGCUCUUGGGAUCCAAGCAGGUGCAUUCUUGACACAAUAGCUAUCAGCACAACCGCAAGGUUUGAUCUUUGUCACAUCUGUAGUUUGUCUAUCUUGUACUAUAAGACAUGGGUGGUAGGAAGGUACCACUGCUGCUCUGGUUGGUUUUUGUGGUGGGAUGUAAGUGUUUUCUAAAAAGUGUGAUAAUCUCGAAGUCUCCAUGGGAUAUAAUGUUUUUACAUGGGACAGUGUAAUGCAAGCAAACAAUGUGGAAAAUCAAGAAUUAUAUAGUAUUCGGAAAGGAAAGGGUCAUCCCCUGAUUACCAUAAAUAACAUUUAGAGGAAAAAUGUAAACACGGAAAUUUGAUCCAUUAUCACUAGUUUCAUUUAACUGAUAAGAAUAUUUUUUGCAGCAAACGAUGAGCGCCGUACAUUUCCCAGGUUAGCAUUAGGUCUUUGAAGGCCAAUAAAUGGCAAAGGGAGAUUAUUAGCUUGAUAAGAUGUUAGAUUAUUCAUAUAUAUUGGCGAUAUAUCUGCUUAUCGGGGUCUUAAAAUCAUGAAUAUGGAAAUGGUUGUUCUAGUUUUACAAUAUUAGUUUGUUUGGUAGCAAAAGAAAGCGGGAAGUGAAUCCCGAAAAAAAUAUUUAUUGUAUUUGACUCAUAGCAACAUCCAAAAUAUCUAAGGAAAGAUUUUGCUUCUCAGCUAACUAUUUCCAUACAUUCAUUAACUAAAAGUAAAUUAGUUAAGAUUAUUUACCAACUUUAAAAAGAAUAAAUAUAUCUGUUCUUGUGUUUUCCUGAACGAUCUUUGCAAUUAAAAUCCCUAUAGAACACCAUUUAAUAUCUGUGGUGGAAUUAUCUUCAUCUCUAAAGUCUAUAGUUAGUACAAAUCCACUCAUAAAUCAAAAUUAUAACUACAUUAUCAGAGCUAUUCUUACAUUUCAAACUGAAGUAGAUAACCACUCGAUUUCAAAUAGUUGGGUUACUUAUUUGGUGGUUAUUCAAUGUUAUUGCCCAAUAUAUCUUCAACAUCAAGCCCUCUUGUUGGGUAUCCAUAGUUACUCUCUCUAGAUGAAAGAAAAAAUUUCAUCCAUACAUUAGCUAUAUUUACUUUAGGGUAUUCUUCUGAUGCUAGCGUGAUUUCGACCAUUCUAGCUACAGAUUUAUUCCUUAGAUGACAAAGACAUUAAUUUCAUUUCCAUCAACAAACUAUAAAAAUUCAUCAAACAAAUUAAGUGUAGCCUUUAGAAUAAACGCUUUGGAUUCUUUUGGUGUAUUUCAGAACGAUUUUGGGUACAUCCCAGCAUCAACUUAGGUUGGAAAUGAAAUAUUAGUACUUGUUUUAUAACAUUCAACCAAGACCUCUUCCAAAUCAGGAUUGUGUAGUCGUUUGAUUUCCUCUUUAAUAUCUAAAGACUUAACUCUAAUAAUAUUCUAUUCAGUUAUAUCUAAGGUUUUAGAAUUAUAAGUGAACAAUAUGUUCAUAGUAUUAGUUCUCAUUCUCCAAAGCAAAAGUUGAUGAUAUUUCGAAGCUUCGAUUGCCGCGAAGAUUAAGUUGACAAGCUGAAUACUUAAUUUACAAAACUUUGAUCCCGCUUGGAAGUCGCUCGGGUUUUGGUAUAUUGUUGCUGUGUUGAAAUUUUUUGCUAGCAAACCAUUCAAGAUCGUCAACCGUAAAUAAAUUAAUGUUAUUUGUUUAACCAUUUUGUUGGUCUUUUUAUUUUUUUGCAACUUUGCAUGUUUUUUCGUACAAUUCAUAGUCUCAAGCAAAGUACUUUCCGAGAGCUAUAUAGCUAUUUUGAAUAGCUCUCGAGAUAUUUACUCUGUUUUGAUUAGUCUUAUAUUCAAUAAAGAAUAAUCUUAAGAUGGCAAGCGGAAACAAUUCUAUGAUUUCU